CUGCUUACCCAUACGACCCCGAACCGCAAAUUCCGGCAAGAGCAAGAUGGGUAUCGACAUCAAAAAGCACCACGUCAAGAAGGGCAACCGUACCGCCCCCAAGAGCGAGGAUCCCUACCUGCUCUUGCUGGUCAAGCUGUACCGUUUCCUCGCUCGGCGCACGGACUCCGCCUUUAACAAGACGAUCCUCCACCGUCUCUUCCUCUCGAAGAUCAACCGUCCCCCCGUUUCUCUUUCCCGCAUCGUCAAGGAGACCGCGAAUGCGCCCGAACGUGACUCCAAGGUCAUCGUGAUCGUGGGCACUGUCACUGACGAUGUCCGCCUUCUGGAGGUUCCCAAGCUCUCGAUUGCAGCCCUUCGUUUCACUACUGCUGCCAAAGAGCGCAUCCUGAAGUCCGGUGGUGAGGUCCUCACUCUCGACCAGCUCGCGCUCCGUGCGCCUACUGGCUCGAACACCAUCUUGCUCCGCGGCAAGAGGAACACCCGCGAGGCUGUCAAGCACUUCGGCAUGGGCCCGCACAAGCACAAGAAGCCUUACACUAUCUCGAAGGGCCGCAAAUUCGAGCGUGCUCGUGGUCGCCGAAAGUCGCGUGGCUUCAAGGUCUAAGCAUGCUUCUAAAAUCGACGUGCAGUCGAUGGCAUGCAACGGCAGCUGGAGGAGCAAUCGGAGCAGUCGGUCCUGCGUGGGGGUUUGGCUGGCAGUAUUAACCACAUGCAUGCGAACAGGGUCGCACUUCCUCACGAUUGUUAUGUUUACGCGUAUCACCCUACUCAUCCCUGUAUGACCCUUGUACGGUUUAUCAUGCUCUCUAUAGCCUAUGCCACCUCCUCUCUUGCGUGACGGUCUCCGUCAUCUUGAUGUCU
Messenger RNA from Dichomitus squalens LYAD-421 SS1, 864 nucleotides. Its product is annotated as 60S ribosomal protein L18. Gene Ontology annotation, biological process: translation. The transcript is spliced from 5 exons. The record is from RefSeq and is a predicted model, not a curated record. Bases 47 to 607 code for a protein of 186 amino acids. NCBI's taxonomy places the organism in Eukaryota, Fungi, Basidiomycota, Agaricomycetes, Polyporales, Polyporaceae. Gene Ontology annotation, molecular function: structural constituent of ribosome; RNA binding. Gene Ontology annotation, cellular component: cytosolic large ribosomal subunit; ribosome.